UGGUGGGCCUAGCUUUCAUAAGCAUUUAUAAUUUUAAAUAAAUAUUCACUUAUUAUUAUCGCAAAAGUCAACUGGUCUUAGAGAAAUAGCCAAUAAUUUUGCAAAUUCUGGCCUUGCCUUUUUGAAUGUUGUCAGAAUGAUUCGACGGAGCAGUGUGAAGAUUGAACAGUAUGACCAUAUACAACCUUUAUAUAUUUGAUCGCAAUGGAACAUGUUUAUGUUACCAGGAAUGGAUUAGAAGGAAACAAUCAGGCAUAACAAAAGAUGAAGAAUACAAACUGAUGUAUGGAAUGCUAUUCUCAAUUAAAUCUUUUAUCAAUAGAAUUUCUCCAGUUGAUACUAAAGAUGGGUUCCUUAGUUUUAGUACCAACUCAUAUAAACUUCAUUUCUAUGAAACACCUAGUGGACUGAGGUUUGUCAUCAACACCAGCUUGAAUGUUGGCUGUUUAAGAGAGGUGCUUCAACAAAUAUAUAGCAAUAUUUAUGUGGAAUAUGUUGUAAAGAAUCCAAUGUGUGAAUUAGAUAAAGCAAUUGAGAGUGAAAUCUUCCUCAGCAAAUUAGACAGUUUUAUAAGGAACUUGCCAGCAUACUCAGCAAAAUAGAGCAACACAUCAAAGAGUAAUCCUUUAAUAGCUGAUACUCAGUCAACAGAAAUUUACAGAUGAGGGUGGAUAAAAUUAAUAUAUACCAUAGUCUUAAAAAAAAUCCUCAGUAAAGUCAGCAUUUCCAUGACAGAUGAGCCACACUCAAGACUAGUCCACCAUGAUUAUUAGGGCUAAGAUGGACAAUUGGGUUAUUUCACCUCUAAAUGCCCUAAAGUGGCACUCUGAGGCCAAAUGUCUCUGGCUUAUAAAAUGAUUAAUUUUCCCCGAACCGCCCAAGUUGUGUAACAGUGUGGUCAUACAAUCAUUGCUAUGCUGUACAGCAUUUCCAUUACCUUGCCUUUCCCCCUGUUGUUCAGGCUAAGCAUGCGACCUAGGUUUUGUAUGUGUAUGAUGUUUUAUCCUUUUUGAAUAAAGUUGUUGAAAUGAAAAAAAAAAAAUUACUUGGGUGGCUAUAAUUUUUGAUUAUCAAUAGUGAUAAAAACAAUUUUUAUUUUAAAUUUCAGAUUUAGAUUUCUUUAAUAAC
Molecule: messenger RNA, 1128 nt
Organism: Anneissia japonica
Lineage: Eukaryota; Metazoa; Echinodermata; Crinoidea; Comatulida; Comatulidae
Product: trafficking protein particle complex subunit 1-like
Exons: 5
Coding region: 171-602 (143 amino acids)
Biological process (GO): endoplasmic reticulum to Golgi vesicle-mediated transport
Cellular component (GO): TRAPP complex
Source: RefSeq, a predicted model, not a curated record